CGAGACUUUACGUGACGACAUCGACGUCGACAUCACGUCAAGCGCCAGCCACGUUCAGCGGAGACGGGACCAAGAUGGCGAUUCCGGGCAGGCAGUAUGGGCUUAUUUUGCCAAAGAAAACACAGCAGUUACACCGUGUUUUGCAAAAACCAUCAGUGUUUGGGAAUGAUUCUGAUGAUGAUGAUGAGACCUCCGUGAGUGAAAGCCUUCAGAGGGAAGCUGCUAAGAAGCAGGCCAUGAAACAGACUAAACUAGAAAUACAGAAGGCUCUUGAAGAGGAUUCCACGGUGUAUGAAUAUGAUAGUAUAUAUGAUGAAAUGCAGAAAAAAAAGGAGGAAAAUAAUCCCAAAUUGCUUUUGGGAAAAGAUCGAAAGCCCAAGUAUAUUCACAACUUACUAAAAGCAGUUGAGAUCAGAAAAAAGGAACAGGAAAAAAGAAUGGAAAAGAAAAUACAGAGAGAACGAGAAAUGGAAAAAGGAGAAUUUGAUGAUAAAGAGUCAUUUGUGACAUCUGCAUAUAAAAAAAAACUGCAAGAGAGAGCUGAAGAAGAAGAAAGAGAAAAGAGGGCUGCUGCACUUGAAGCACAUCUGGAUGUAACGAAGCAGAAAGAUCUCAGUGGAUUUUACAGGCAUCUGUUAAAUCAAGCAGUUGGUGAAGAGGAAGUACCUAAAUGCAGCUUUCGUGAAGCCAGGUCUGAAAUAAAAGAAGAGAAAGCCAGGGGUUACUCUGAUGAAGUAAAUUCAGAGAACAGAAUACCACAACAAAACUGCAUUCUCCAAACUGGUGUGAAGGAUGAGGAAAACCCAGAUGCUGACAGUGAUUUUGAUAGUAAAAGCAGUGAGGAGGAUGAAAUGGAGGAAAAUAAAGUGAACUACAGAAAGGAAAAGGUCACAGAGACCUCCAAGAAUUACUCCAAGCAUCAUAGGAAUCAAACUCAUUCACACUCAUCUAGUGAAGAAAGAGGGCCUGGUGCCAAACACCACACCACAAGUUCCAAAUCAAGAGGGCAUGAGAAAAGGGGAGAUCAGCACCCAAUCAGGCAAUGCAGAGACCAGGAGAACCAUUGCAGUGACCAAGACCACCGAAAAGAAAAGGAUUCUUAUAGGCACCGAGAUACCAACCAUAGAGAUUCCCACUGGAAGAGGCAGGAGCAUGAAGAUAAACUGAGGAGAAGAGACCAUAGAGAGAAAAGUGACAGAGAAUGGCAAAGGGAGAAAUGCUCAAGAGAACAAGAAAGAGAUAGACAACGAAAUGAUCAUGAGAGACAUAGUGAGAAGGGAGAGAAGGAAGAGAAAGCUAAAAAAAAGGAAGAUGGCAUAAAAGGAAAGAAAGAAAGAUAUGAACAAAUUGACAAAUACAGAGAUAGGGAAAAACGAGAAGUAAAUGAAUCUUCAGAAAGAAAUCGAGAUAGAAAGGAAAAUAGCCCAAAUGUUAGGGCAAAAGAUGAAAUUCUUGACCAGCAAAAAUCAAGCAAAAUGAAAGACAGGGAAAAGGAUGAAGAAAGAAACCAAGAGAAACCCAUCUCUAGUUCUGAGAUGUCACUGGGAACUAAACACAGAUUAACAGAGGAAAGGCAAGAAAAGGAUAAGGAACAAGAAACACAAAAGGCUGUGAGCAAGUUUGCCAAGCGGAAUAAUGAGGAAACGCUAAUGUCAGCCAGAGACAGGUACUUGGCCAGGCAGAUGGCACGGAUUAAUGCAAAGACUUACAUUGAGAAAGAAGAGGAUUAAUACCUACCACAGUUGAAAGAUUUGUGGAAGCACAGAACAUUGUUACUCCUGGAAUUGACUUUGUAAAAACUAUGAAGGAGUAUAUGAACAGUACUUGGGAAGAAAUUCAUGUUUUUAUUCAGUCCUAAAUCAAAAGUCAGUCCUUUUAUCUUGAGUAUUUCUGUAUAUAUUUCUAUGUCAAUAAUACAUUGUUAGUUGUAUCCAAAAAUCAUAAGUGUGUGCUAAAUCUGCAGGUACAUGGGAAAAUUGGCUCUACUACAACUAACAAAAAUAAACUACUUUUCUAAUGAUA
Molecule: messenger RNA, 2022 nt
Organism: Dipodomys ordii (Ord's kangaroo rat)
Lineage: Eukaryota; Metazoa; Chordata; Mammalia; Rodentia; Heteromyidae
Gene: Nsrp1
Product: nuclear speckle splicing regulatory protein 1
Exons: 7
Coding region: 75-1730 (551 amino acids)
Biological process (GO): regulation of alternative mRNA splicing, via spliceosome
Source: RefSeq, a predicted model, not a curated record